Mercenaria mercenaria is the source of this 698-nucleotide messenger RNA. RefSeq lists its product as uncharacterized. The record is from RefSeq and is a predicted model, not a curated record. Lineage: Eukaryota; Metazoa; Mollusca; Bivalvia; Venerida; Veneridae. The transcript has 3 exons. The coding region runs from base 199 to 564 and encodes 121 amino acids.
UUUAUAGCUUUGAUUAGGUUUGUUUACAGUCUGCAUGUACAUAAACAUUAGCAGUUAAAAAAGAAGUGUUUGUUGAAUUAAGAUAAGAAAGAUAUUCAUUUCUAAAUGAAGUGAAUUUCAAUUGCUUAUUUGUAUUGUUGAAACUGGAAUGCGUGUACGUUAUCACUGAGUGGGUACGGCAACUAUCUGACCUUAAAAAUGUCCGUGGCAGCUAUAGGUACCUCUGUACAGAGGGUAGGGGGAGCUAACUCAGCCUCCACAAUGCAGCAAAGAAUGAUGGACGCACGGCCGAACACCGGUCAAACUGGGGGAACAAUGUACAACAACCUAUUUCGGGGGAUGCCUGGUACCCCUCAGAAGCUUCCGGUCAGUAAAAUACCGGAUAUUGUACAGAGAAUGCAGCGUGAAACCAAAUCCAGCAGUGCGAAGAGAGGGAAAUGGUAUAAAAAUGAAACUUACAUUGAUCCCAAAACCUAUUCAUGGAAGAACUUAGCAUUAUUUAGCGACUAUCAGGCACAUAUGUGGACAGACAACGGGGGUAUUAAAACCGCCUACAAGAAAUAGCUUAAUUAUAGUGUAGAAAUAUCAUUUAGGGAUCAUUUGUACAACUUUUUUCUUUUAUUUGAAAAACAUACCUUUCUGUCUAUAACGUGAUAAGCCGAAAUAUUGUUUAUGUUGGGAGUAAAUUCUUGAAAGGA